Messenger RNA from Carassius auratus (goldfish), 1627 nucleotides. RefSeq names its product layilin-like. The coding region runs from base 137 to 1273 and encodes 378 amino acids. Gene Ontology annotation, molecular function: hyaluronic acid binding. NCBI's taxonomy places the organism in Eukaryota, Metazoa, Chordata, Actinopteri, Cypriniformes, Cyprinidae. The transcript is spliced from 8 exons. The record is from RefSeq and is a predicted model, not a curated record.
UAACGGGACAGGUGAUCGGUUCUCUACCGGACGAAGCCUUCCUGGUGUUGGAUGUUCACUUUUUAUUUACUUGGCUUUUCACUGUCUUGGUGAAAUUACUUUUAAUGCCAAUGGAAGUUUGUUAAAAGGUGAUCAAAUGGAUUUGAUGAGAAAAUGUGGCUGCGUGUUGGUUUUAUUCAGCGUCUCCGCGUGCGCGUCAAAGCUUCUGGGAGACAUUUACGAGCCCAGAGGCCAGCAGAUAUGCAAGCGUGGCAUGGAGAAACCCUGCUAUAAAAUCGCCUUUUUUCAAGACGCUCGGCGUAAGCUCAACUUUGAAGAUGCGAGUCGAGCCUGCAGGAGUGAUGGUGGAGAUCUUCUCAGUAUUGAGUCUAAGACUGAGCAGCGACUGAUAGAGAACUUCAUCCAUGAACUGAAAGCAUCAGAUGGAGACUUUUGGAUCGGACUCCGUAGGGAUCAAGUCCAUCAGGAGAUAAACAGAGACUGUCCUUCUCAGUACUACUGGCUGGAUGGAAGCCAGGCAACCUUCAGGAACUGGCACUGGGAUGAGCCUUCCUGUGGGUUUGAGGUGUGUGUUGUGAUGUACCAUCAGCCAUCUGCUUCUCCGGAUCAGGGUGGGCCUUACAUGUUCCAGUGGAAUGAUGACAAUUGUGAAACCAAAAACAACUUUAUCUGCAAGUACACCAAAGAUAAUCCUCCAGCACCCAUCCCUGCAGAAAAUAGAACAUCUGAAGAUCCUCUUCCAACAGCCAAAUUACCCAGAAACCCCUCUGUCACAGAGAAGGAUGAUGGAAUGAGGGUGCUCGUAUCUGAACCUCCAGACAGUGUUCUUAAUAUCGCUUACAUUGUGCUGCCAACCAUACCACUUCUGCUGCUGCUGAUUGUGGGGACAGGAGUUUUCUGCUUUAAGCUAUUCUCAAAAAGGAAGAAACAACAGACUGAGAUCCCUCCAAAGGACCCGGGAUACUGGGCCCCUGGAGAAAGAUGCAACAGCCCGAGCCCUGACGUCUAUAAUGUUAUCCGAAGGCAGCAUGAAUCAGACCUGGCUGGCACGCGGCCUGACAUCAAGAACACUUCCUUCUUGGGUUCUUCUCCAGACACUCCACCUGGAGAUUACGACAACCUGGCAGGCCGAGACACUGAAAGUGGUUUUGUGACACUGGCCAGCACUGAGAGCAGCUUUGUGACCAACGAUUUGUAUGACACACUGCAGGGCCGUGGAAGCGGGAGAUAUUACAGAGACCAGGGAUGGAUGGAUGAAUUAUAUGGCUACUGAUAUGAAAGACGGACAUCAGCAUUUAACUGCAUGUUUCAAAAGAAGACCUGGAUAUGUGUGGACUCUGGCAUUUUUGAAAAGUCCAAAAUGUACUAAAUGAAUGAGAGAUGUAUUAUUUUAGCACUUUUGAUAUACCAUUAUAGUUUUUUUUAAUAUUUUGAAAUAGAUUUUUAUUCAUAUUUUCUAUUCCAUAAAAUUUUAGCUAAAAGUUUAGCAGUUUUGUGGUAAUGUUUACUAGUUUUUAUUUAAUUAUUAUUAUUUAUUUUUUAUAUGUCAAUAUCAUUUUUAAAAAGUUUUACUUUAUAGUUUUAUAUGAAUUUGCUUUUGUUAUUUUAGUACUUAAAUGAAAAUGAG